AGUAAGCCGUACAACCGGAUGUCAACAAACAUCGCUGUUGUCAUUUCACUGGAGUACAUGCUUGUGUAGUGAGCGGACGGAAUAAUGUGUGAACACGCUAUAUUACAAAGUGGAUAUCACCAUCCUGUUUUACGCUCAUGGCAAACAACAAAUACACAGAUUAAGGCGGAGAAUUUGAUUUACCCAUUAUUUGUUACAGAUGAGGAAGAUGCCGUACAGGAGGUUGCCAGUAUGCCAGGUGUUGCCAGAUAUGGCAUCAACAGGCUACGAGAGGCACUGGAACCAAUGGUGAAAAAUGGCCUGAAAUGUGUUCUUAUAUUUGGUGUGCCCAGUAAAUUACCAAAGGACAACAAUGGCACAGCAGCAGACACCCCUGACACACCAGCCAUUCUCGCCAUCAAAAUGUUGAGAAGCUGGUUCCCUGAUUUACUGGUGGCCUGUGAUGUGUGUCUCUGCCCUUAUACCUGUCAUGGACACUGUGGUAUUCUCCGUGAAGAUGGAAGCAUUGAAAAUAUAGCCAGCAUCAAGAGACUGGCAGAGAUAGCUGUUAACUAUGCUAAAGCAGGAUGCCAAAUUAUUGCUCCAUCAGACAUGAUGGAUGGAAGAAUUGGUUCUAUAAAAUCAGCUCUGACAGAGGCUGGUUAUGGAAAUAGGGUGGCAGUCAUGAGCUACAGUGCCAAGUUUGCCUCCUCAUUCUAUGGACCAUUCAGGGAUGCUGCCAAAUCAGCACCAUCAUUCGGUGACAGGAAGGCUUAUCAGUUGCCAUCAGGUUCCAUGGGUCUAGCUGAGCGUGCAGUAGAGCGUGAUGUGAAGGAAGGUGCUGACAUGUUAAUGGUCAAACCUGGUCUUGCUUACCUUGAUGUUGUCAAAAUGACCAAAGAUAGGUAUCCCACACAUCCAUUAGCUAUUUACCAAGUGUCUGGUGAAUAUGCUAUGUUGUACCAUGGUGCUAAAGCAGGUGCGUUCGAUUUAAAGACAACCCUGAUGGAAGUGUUGUGCAGUAUGAGACGAGCAGGGGCAGACAUUAUCAUUUCAUACUUCACACCACAGGUCUUGGAAUGGCUCAAAACGUAGGAGUGAUUGGACUGAAAAAACAGAAACUGAAGUUUUUAUCAUGUGUGAGGAUGACAAGACAGAGAAAAGAAAGUUUUUUAAAAUUAUUUCAUGAAGAUCUAGAGCAGAUAAUGUACAUUUGUCUAUCUAAUACAGGGAGGGGUUAAUUGUUACUUAUGGUAGAAAGAUUACAAAAAUGAAAUUUGUAUUUUAAUGCAGGAGGCAUUAAAUUGGAUAAUGUUAUUCAUAUUGCAUGGAGUUUUAAUCUUUUUCCAAAAUGGUUUGUCAGCUAUUAAAAGACACAAAUUUGGUAAAGAGAAAAAUAAUUAGAGGCUCUUACCAUAUAUCUAUUAUGUUGAUUUAAAAUAAACAUUUAUCUUCAGUGACUGCCAAAAUAUUUAUUCCGAAUUCACAGUUUUAUCACAAGAAAGAGUUGUCAAUGGACAAAAGGAUAUCUGAUGGAAUUCUUACUGUUUGUUAUCUUUUAUAAAUGCUAGUGUUUUCCACAGAUGUUUCUUAUGAAGGUAUUGUGAAUAACGAAUUUUGACCAACUUUUUUAUCUUUACCAUGACAGAUGAGAUGUCAUAUUUUUUUGAGAACAAAAUGAGGAAUUUUUCUGUUAAUGAUAUAUGUGAACAUGUGAAAAUUAUGCCUUCAUUUGGUUUUGUCUGUGGUCCAAGUUUCUGACAUUUCUUGUUAAGUCUGGUCAUAAUGUAGAAAAUGUGUUCAAGUAUUAAUUUUUUGAUAUACAUAUCUAUGGCACUGAAUGAUUUACGAUUCUGCUUGAUGUGGUCUGUAUUUAAAAUCAUAAUUAUGAAAAUGUGGCAUUAAAAUGGAACGUAGAAAAAAUUAACACACAUGUUAAGACCUACUUGUACAUGUCUUAGAGACUUCAUUUUGAUUUUAUCUCUUCUCAUGGAAAUAUUAAUAAAAUUCUCAAAUGUGUAUUUAAAAAAUAUGUAUAUAUUGAUGAGACUAUGAAUUGUUAUCAAUUGAAAAUAAAUUAUUUAAUGUUAAA
Messenger RNA from Saccostrea echinata, 2071 nucleotides. Its product is annotated as delta-aminolevulinic acid dehydratase-like. Gene Ontology annotation, cellular component: cytosol. The coding region runs from base 85 to 1074 and encodes 329 amino acids. NCBI's taxonomy places the organism in Eukaryota, Metazoa, Mollusca, Bivalvia, Ostreida, Ostreidae. The record is from RefSeq and is a predicted model, not a curated record. Gene Ontology annotation, molecular function: porphobilinogen synthase activity; zinc ion binding. Gene Ontology annotation, biological process: heme biosynthetic process. The transcript is spliced from 7 exons.